AUGUCUGUCGUCCGGGUGUCAAUUACGCACUCAUCGAGUGGGAUACGUGUCCCCGAGAAGCGCUACGAACUUUCACAGACGAUUGCGAGCAUUAAGAGCAACAUUUUCACGCACUUUGCCACACCUCCAGAGCAAAUGCAGCUUCAGCUUAUCGAUGACCGAGGCGUCAAGGUGGAGUCAAGCAUGGCAGACGACAAGCAGCUCGGGUACUACCAGUGCAGAGAUGAUUUUGUCAUUCAUGUUGUGGACCUUCGACCAACGCAGCAAAUAGCAAACUUUGAGGACGUGUCUCAGGUACAGAAGUAUGAGAUAACAGAAGAGGCAUACAGCAAACGGGAGGACAAUGCUCGGGCUUUCCGCCAACUCAUGAUGGCAAGACAACGUGAGGAGGCCGAAAAGGCUGGUAAUCCUCUUCCAAAGGAACUGGACGCAGACAGCUACAAGGAAACGGCUGAGAAGAUCCACGUCGAUGAUCGUUGCCAGUGCCAGCCUGGAGACCGUCUGGGAACGGUGCGGUUUGUUGGCCGCGUUGCGUCGCUGAAGCCAGGCUAUUGGAUUGGCGUUGAGUUUGACGAGCCUGUGGGGAAGGGUGACGGUAGUGUCAAGGGGACGCGUGUGUUCGAAUGUCAGCCGAAAUAUGGCGGGUUUUUACGUCCGGACCAGGUGACAGUCGGGGAUUUUCCACCAGAGGAGUUUUAG
This is a messenger RNA of Trypanosoma cruzi, 699 nucleotides long. Its product is annotated as tubulin-specific chaperone, putative. Gene Ontology annotation, biological process: tubulin complex assembly; post-chaperonin tubulin folding pathway; cytoplasmic microtubule organization. Gene Ontology annotation, molecular function: microtubule plus-end binding; alpha-tubulin binding. Bases 1 to 699 code for a protein of 232 amino acids. The transcript has a single exon. Lineage: Eukaryota; Euglenozoa; Kinetoplastea; Trypanosomatida; Trypanosomatidae. The record is from RefSeq and is a predicted model, not a curated record. Gene Ontology annotation, cellular component: nucleus; cytoplasm; microtubule plus-end.